AUGCAUUGCGGUGGCCAAGCAUUAUUGGCAGCGACACGGCAAAAAUUUUGGCCGAUCAAGGGGAAGGUAAUGGCACGGUCCAUCGUGCAACACUGUAUUCGUUGUACAAGGUGUAGACCUGUAACUUUCAAUCAAAUCAUGGGAAAUCUUCCACAUGCUCGAGUCCAUCCAACUAGACCAUUUCUUAACACAGGAGUCGAUUUUUGUGGACCAAUUUGGGUACACUACAAAGUAAGAGGAAAGCGACCGCACAAGGCAUAUAUUGCUGUUUUCUGUUGUUUUGGCACCAAGGCAGUACAUUUGGAGCUGGUAAGUGACCUAACUACCGACGCAUUUAUUGGAUCAGUUAAACGUUUUGUUGCGAGGCGUGGGCAUUGCCAAAAUCUAUUUUGUGACAAUGCAACUAAUUUUGUUGGAGCCAAUAACAAACUGAAUGAACUAGUAGAACUAAUUUACUCAAAAAAAUCAGGAGAAGUAAUUGAAAGAGCGUGCAGCAAAAAAGGUAUUAAAUUUAACUUCAUUCCUCCUCGUACGCCUCACUUCGGAGGACUCUGGGAAGCAGCAGUGAAGUCGGCGAAACAUUUACUUGUGCGCAGCGUUGCCACAGAAUCCUUAACGUACGAAGAGUUAGAAACAGUUGUUAUUGAAAUAGAGGCGAUUUUAAAUUCAAGACCGAUUACUCCAAUGUCGAAUGAUCCAAAUGACUUUGAAGCACUUACGCCAGGCCACUUUCUAAUUGGUGAAGCUCUUACAGCACCAGCAAGUACAACCACAACAAAUUUAAAGACAUCAUUACUAACGAGGUGGAAAUUGGUGUCCCACAUAAAACAUGAAUUCUGGAGACGGUGGAACUCUGAAUAUCUAAAUGAGCUACAAUACCGACGUAAAUGGCGAGAAGAAUCCAAAAAUUUGCAAGAAAACACUUUAGUCAUCAUGAAGGAUGGAAAUUUACCUCCUCUUCAGUGGGCAUUGGGUCGAGUAACCAAUAUACAUAAGGGUACUGACGGAAUGGUACGUGUGGUCGAUGUUAAAACAGCAUCAGGUAUUGUGAGACGUGCCAUACAUAAUUUGGCUCCACUUUUUUCUGAAACCAACGACAGUGAAGAUGACAAGAUACCACCAAUACAACCAAAAGAAGCAACAAAGCAACAAGUGACAGCAUCAAAAAGGCCUAUACAGGUACCAAAUUCAUCGGUUAGUAGUAUCAAUCAUUUCGGACGCAAUUCGAAGGUAUCCAAACGAUCGAGCAACUGCUGA
Messenger RNA from Teleopsis dalmanni, 1257 nucleotides. RefSeq lists its product as uncharacterized. Gene Ontology annotation, molecular function: nucleic acid binding. The record is from RefSeq and is a predicted model, not a curated record. The coding region runs from base 1 to 1257 and encodes 418 amino acids. The transcript has a single exon. Gene Ontology annotation, biological process: DNA integration. NCBI's taxonomy places the organism in Eukaryota, Metazoa, Arthropoda, Insecta, Diptera, Diopsidae.